AUGUUGAAUAUGAGCACUAUCCAGGACCUCCGGGAUCAGCUGCCUGACUCAGUCGUCCUUCUCCCUGGCUCGGAGGAAUACCGCGCCUCGAUCAAGCGCUGGUCCGAUGGCGCAGAGAAGCCCGCUGCCCUCGUCAUCCUCCCCAGCACCGAGCGCGACAUCUCUACCGCCCUCACUUUCGCACAAACUCACGGGAUGGACCUGGCCGUCGCAGGCGGGGGUCACUCCACGUCCGGCGCCGCCUCCACCGCGGGUGGACUUCUUCUCUCGCUCUCGCGCCUGCGCGGGGUCACCGUCGAUCCAGAGACGCGAACUGUCACCGCACAGGGCGGCGCGCUGUGGGAGGAUGUCGACACGGCGCUGGGCCAGCACGGCCUCGCCACGGUCGGCGGGGUCGUCAACCAUACGGGCAUCGGAGGCCUCACGCUAGGCGGCGGCUACGGAUGGCUGACGGGUCUUUACGGGCUGACGAUUGACAACCUCCUGGCCACCUCUGCGAACCUCCACCCAGAUCUGUUCUGGGCGCUCCGCGGCGCCGGGCAUAACUUCGGGGUGGUCACGGAAUUUACCUUCCAGGCGUAUGAGCAGAAGGAUGAGGUCUUUGCAGGCUUGCUGGGCUUCACCCCGGACAAGCUGGAGAGUGUGGUGGAAUUUGCGAAUGCGUUGGUGGCGGAUGACGGGGAAGGGGGUGAUGGUCGAUCAGCCAUCUACUGCUUUCUGGCGGUGCCUCCGGGUGCGCCCCGGGGCACGGGGCCGACCAUCCUUGCAGCCGUAGUGUCGAUUACGAGUGAGGAAGAGGCAAGACGACGGUACGCCCCGCUGCUCGAGCUGGAUCCCGUCAUGAAUACCCUGGCGAUGGUUCCGUAUUGCCAGGUCAACGCGAUGUUGAAUGGGAUCGCGGUGCAUGGAGACCGGAAGAACACCAAGGGCUUCUCGUUCGCGAUGCCGCUGCGGCCCGGGCUGGCGCGCUCGGUGCUCACGGAAUUAGGGGCGAUUCUUCAGCAGGAGCCGGCCUGGGUGAAGUCGUACAUCGUGUUUGAAUUUGGCCAUCUCGAGAAAGUGGCCGCGGUCCCGCGGGAAGAGAUGGCCUUUGCGAACCGGAGUCGGUGUCAGAAUGGGGUCGUGCAGAUCUGGUGGACGGAUGAGAAGGAUGAUGCGCGCGCGGGGGAGAAAGGGCGACAUCUCAAGGCGUUGAUCACCGCUGAGGCAGAGAAAAGGGAGGGGGAGGAGGCAGCGGGUGCAGUGGUUUAUUCUAACUUUGUCGAAACUGGCGACCGCAGUGUUGAGGAGCUGUUUGGCGAGAAUCUGGACCGGCUACGCCUGCUCAAGGCGAAGUAUGACCCAACCAACUUAUUCAACAAGACGCAUCCACUCGUGAGUAGAAAGGAUGCGGGUCAACUCGUAUAA
Aspergillus aculeatinus CBS 121060 is the source of this 1407-nucleotide messenger RNA. RefSeq names its product FAD-binding oxidoreductase. Bases 1 to 1407 code for a protein of 468 amino acids. The record is from RefSeq and is a predicted model, not a curated record. The transcript has 3 exons. Lineage: Eukaryota; Fungi; Ascomycota; Eurotiomycetes; Eurotiales; Aspergillaceae. Gene Ontology annotation, molecular function: FAD binding; oxidoreductase activity.